Molecule: messenger RNA, 4449 nt
Organism: Grammomys surdaster
Lineage: Eukaryota; Metazoa; Chordata; Mammalia; Rodentia; Muridae
Gene: Sox6
Product: SRY-box 6
Exons: 16
Coding region: 380-2944 (854 amino acids)
Biological process (GO): cell fate commitment; positive regulation of chondrocyte differentiation; central nervous system development
Cellular component (GO): nucleus
Molecular function (GO): DNA-binding transcription factor activity, RNA polymerase II-specific; RNA polymerase II cis-regulatory region sequence-specific DNA binding
Source: RefSeq, a predicted model, not a curated record
AUAACUUACUGUCAACUGUGAGGCCGACCACAAAGCUCCACUGUUGCUCAGCAAAUAGGCUCUAUUGCAUGAUGGCUUGACUAGCUUGUAAAGUUUGCUUAACUGUAGCAGCAGUGGCAGAAGGCAUGUGGGUGCUGCAUCUCCCCACAGGCCAGGAGUCUUCACUUCUUCCAUCGACUUUUAUGCUUUUAACUCUUUUAAUUGUUGAACAAAAUUGACACUGCUUUGUUUAAGCAGCUUAGAUGCUGUUUAAAACCAUGGCUGCAUUUGGUAGCCUGGGACUCAGGAGAAAUUAAUUAGCCUUUUUUUUUUUUUGGAAAAAAAUUUAUUUUUGUUGGCAGUUGGUGCUUUUUGUGAGUUGGGAAGGUGUCAAAGGGGUAUGCCCUCGAGUUCUGAAGUUCUGGCUGAUGUGGCAAGAGAAAGCUGGAUUGAAGAGUGGAGGAACAGCUACUUCGUAAGAAUGUCUUCCAAGCAAGCCACCUCUCCAUUUGCCUGUACAGCGGAUGGAGAGGAAACAAUGACCCAGGAUUUGACCUCAAGGGAAAAAGAAGAGGGCAGUGAUCAACACCCGGCCUCCCAUUUGCCUCUGCACCCCAUAAUGCACAACAAACCUCACUCUGAGGAGCUACCGACGCUUGUCAGUACCAUUCAACAAGAUGCUGACUGGGACAGCGUUCUGUCAUCUCAGCAAAGAAUGGAGUCAGAGAAUAAUAAGUUAUGUUCCCUAUAUUCCUUCCGAAAUACGUCUACCUCACCACAUAAGCCUGACGAAGGGAGUCGGGAGCGCGAAAUAAUGAACAGUGUUAGUUUUGGAACCCCGGAACGCCGCAAAGGGAGCCUUGCCGAUGUGGUGGAUACGCUGAAGCAGAAGAAGCUGGAGGAGAUGACUCGGACGGAACAAGAGGAUUCCUCCUGCAUGGAAAAACUACUUUCAAAAGAUUGGAAGGAAAAAAUGGAAAGACUAAAUACAAGUGAACUUCUUGGAGAAAUCAAAGGUACACCUGAGAGUCUUGCAGAAAAAGAACGGCAACUCUCCACCAUGAUUACCCAGCUGAUCAGCUUGCGGGAGCAGCUCCUGGCAGCGCACGAUGAACAGAAAAAGCUGGCAGCAUCGCAGAUCGAGAAACAGCGGCAGCAAAUGGACCUUGCUCGCCAACAACAAGAACAGAUCGCAAGACAACAGCAGCAACUUCUACAGCAGCAGCACAAGAUUAAUCUCCUGCAGCAACAGAUCCAGGUUCAGGGGCACAUGCCUCCGCUCAUGAUCCCAAUUUUUCCACAUGACCAGCGGACCUUGGCAGCAGCUGCUGCCGCCCAACAGGGAUUCCUCUUCCCCCCUGGAAUAACAUACAAGCCAGGUGAUAACUACCCCGUACAGUUCAUUCCGUCAACAAUGGCAGCUGCUGCUGCUUCUGGACUCAGCCCUUUACAGCUUCAGAAGGGUCAUGUCUCCCACCCACAAAUUAACCCAAGGCUAAAGGGCAUAAGUGACCGUUUUGGCAGGAAUUUGGACCCCUAUGAACAUGGUGGUGGCCACUCUUACAACCACAAACAGAUUGAGCAGCUCUAUGCCGCUCAGCUGGCCAGCAUGCAGGUGUCACCUGGAGCAAAGAUGCCAUCAACUCCACAGCCACCAAACUCGGCAGGGGCAGUCUCACCUACUGGGAUAAAAAAUGAAAAGAGAGGGACCAGCCCUGUAACUCAAGUUAAGGAUGAAACAACAGCCCAGCCGCUGAAUCUCUCAUCCAGGCCUAAGACAGCAGAGCCUGUGAAGUCCCCAACAUCUCCCACCCAGAGCCUCUUUCCAGCCAGCAAAACCAGCCCUGUCAAUCUGCCAAACAAAAGCAGCAUCCCCAGCCCCAUUGGAGGAAGCCUGGGGAGAGGAUCCUCUUUAGAUAUACUAUCCAGUCUCAACUCUCCUGCCCUGUUUGGGGACCAGGACACAGUGAUGAAAGCCAUUCAGGAGGCUCGGAAGAUGCGAGAACAGAUUCAGCGGGAGCAGCAACAGCAGCCACACGGAGUUGAUGGGAAACUGUCUUCCAUGAAUAACAUGGGGCUGAGCAACUGCAGGACUGAGAAGGAAAGAACACGCUUUGAGAACCUGGGUCCUCAAUUAACCGGAAAGUCAAGUGAAGAUGGAAAGCUGGGCCCGGGUGUCAUCGAUCUCACGAGGCCGGAGGACGCAGAAGGAAGCAAAGCAUUGAAUGGCUCUGCAGCUAAACUACAGCAGUAUUAUUGUUGGCCAACAGGAGGCGCCACUGUGGCUGAAGCACGCGUCUACAGGGAUGCCCGGGGCCGUGCCAGCAGCGAACCCCACAUCAAGCGACCAAUGAAUGCGUUCAUGGUUUGGGCAAAGGACGAAAGGAGGAAAAUUCUUCAGGCCUUCCCUGACAUGCAUAACUCAAACAUUAGCAAAAUCUUAGGAUCUCGCUGGAAAUCGAUGUCCAACCAGGAGAAGCAACCUUACUAUGAAGAGCAGGCCCGGCUAAGCAAAAUCCACCUAGAAAAGUACCCAAACUACAAGUAUAAACCCCGGCCAAAGCGCACGUGCAUUGUGGAUGGCAAGAAGCUCCGGAUUGGGGAGUACAAGCAACUGAUGCGCUCGCGAAGGCAGGAGAUGCGACAGUUCUUCACUGUGGGGCAACAGCCUCAGAUUCCCAUCACCACAGGAACAGGUGUUGUGUAUCCUGGUGCUAUUACUAUGGCAACGACCACACCAUCACCUCAGAUGACAUCUGACUGCUCUAGCACCUCUGCCAGCCCAGAGCCCAGCCUCCCUGUCAUCCAGAGCACGUAUGGUAUGAAGAUGGACGGCGCAAGCCUGGCUGGGAACGACAUGAUUAAUGGAGAGGAUGAAAUGGAAGCCUAUGACGACUACGAAGAUGAUCCCAAAUCAGACUAUAGCAGCGAAAACGAGGCCCCAGAGCCUGUCAGUGCCAACUGAGGAGCUUUUGUUUGCUGAAUUAAAACACUCUGACAUUUCGCUCCCUUUCCCCAACAACAACAACAACAAAGUUCUUAAAGAGCCCGCAUGCAUUUGUGGCUCCACAAUACAUCAGCAGAAUGGUCUUAAUUGCUUCGUAACGUGUGAGACAGAUUACGUUUUCCUGAUUUUUCAUAAACUUGAGUUUUUGUCGUUACCGUUACUGUUGUUGUUUAUUUAGGUGAAGACGUAUUAAAUAUGAGACACCGGGACUUGGAAACCUAUCUCCGCCCAUCGCCGUCUUACGAGUCUUACAUUUCUGUCUUACUAGUUUUCUUUUGGAUGUUGACAAAGGGUUUAAGUUACUGUUUUAGAUGGGGUUAAACAUUCUCACUCAGGUAUGCUGUGCCGGCUACAGGUUGUGAAUGUGUUUUUAUUCUGAAUUACUUUAGAAAACAACUGAGGAUUUCGUAUUGUGAAACCGGACAAGUCCACGGCGUGAGCGGCUGCAUAUAGAACAUGUUCAAAAGGCCUCGGAAUUCCAUUUUUUUUCCAUGUGUAGAAUUCAACUUUGAAUGUGCCAAACUUUUUUCAUAACUUUUGAAUCUUAACUAUUUUGAAAGUCUUACAGGAGACACUGCAAAGUCUUAGACAAUCUUUGACAUCUUAAAAUAAAAUAGCAAACCACAUUUUUUUUCCAGAAAAUGGUGAAGUACUCAGGAAUCUGGAGACAACAUAUUGUAAGAAAUGAGCAAGGCUGCCACAGUGCAUGAACCCAGUUGUGUUUGCCUCUUGAUGUGCCAUCAGUGUGUGGCGUGGGAUGACAUAGAUCAGAGUAGUCACCACACCAGACACCACACGGUGGGCUCCCCUGUCUGAGACCGCCUCUCACUACAUCCAUUCUUACCUUGCCUUCUGCCCUGACAUUCAAUCUUAACACAUUGUUCUCUUAAUAAUUUAUUCAUUCCAGAAUGUCAAGGGUCCACUUACUAUUUAUUUUAAAAAUUAUUGGUGGCAUUAAUUUAAUAUUUUUUUUGCCCUCCUUGCCCUUUAACCUCUUUUUUCCUGCUGGAUACAAAAGAUGUACAUAGCAAUCUCAUGUCCCCAGAGCCCCUGGAAACAUUUCUGAAGUGAAGCUAGUACAUGCAUAUAUUGUUGUUUUUAAAGAUGAGUAUAUAUCUGGCUGCAGGGUCGUCCAUCUGUGUCAAGGUGUCCUACAUUUAAACAUGUAUGCCCCCAGGAGUCACUGUGACCUCAGGUCUUUGACUAGAGUUUCUCCCUCAUUCAGUUUUUCAGUAGAACCUGAGUUCCAUUCAGCAGUGAGGGUCAGCAGUGGUUACUGCCCAGCAAGGAGCCUCUCCCAGCCACUCUGAAGCCCAAGGACCAUGGGCCACACAGGGGUCUACGUUGGAGCUGGCAUACUGUCAUCUUUACUGAGCUACCUGGUCCCAGCUGGCACAUCCAUGGAGAUUUUUGCAAAAUCUACAAGUUAUUAUACAACUCAAAGGAAAGACAGGGUGAAAGAA